AUGCCGCCGAAGUUCGACCCCAACGAGAUCAAAGUCGUAUACCUGAGGUGCACCGGUGGGGAAGUGGGUGCCACGUCUGCCCUGGCCCCCAAGAUCGGCCCCCUGGGCCUGUCCCCGAAGAAGGUUGGUGAUGACAUCGCCAAAGCAACUGGUGAUUGGAAGGGUCUGAGGAUUACAGUGAAACUGACCAUUCAGAACAGACAGGCCCAGAUUGAAGUGGUGCCUUCUGCCUCUGCCCUGAUCAUCAAAGCCCUCAAAGAACCUCCAAGAGACAGAAAGAAGCAAAAAAACAUUAAGCACAGUGGAAAUAUCACAUUCGAUGAGAUUGUCAGCAUUGCCCGACAGAUGCGGCACCGAUCUUUAGCUAGAGAACUCUCUGGAACCAUUAAAGAGAUCCUAGGGACUGCCCAGUCUGUGGGGUGCAAUGUUGAUGGCCGCCACCCUCAUGACAUCAUAGAUGAUAUCAACAGUGGUGCCGUGGAAUGUCCGGCUAGUUAA
This is a messenger RNA of Pipistrellus nathusii (Nathusius's pipistrelle), 498 nucleotides long. NCBI's taxonomy places the organism in Eukaryota, Metazoa, Chordata, Mammalia, Chiroptera, Vespertilionidae. The record is from the annotation of a GenBank genome assembly.